UAUGAGGAGAUCAAAUGGUUACUCAAAGGUGAAUAAGGAAGACCCAGAAGACAUUAUGCAUCGACGAGCUCAGUUCUUGAUCUACAAGGUGAUGGAACAAGCUGAUUGUAGAAGAAAACCAUCGUUCCUAGGAAUGAGAUUGUGUAGGCUAAAGGUGAAGAUUGGUGCAAGGUUGAAGAAGCUAAGGAAGUGUGGUGGCGUUUAUAAGCAGGUGGUUGAUGGAUUGAAAACUUGGAGACGCUUGUUUAACAACAACAACAAGAAGAAGCGUGGUGGUGGUGGAACCAUUAAUGCCACCCUUCCUCGUCCUUUGUUCACUUGAUAUAUACAUGCAUAU
Gossypium raimondii (Peruvian cotton) is the source of this 337-nucleotide messenger RNA. RefSeq lists its product as uncharacterized. The record is from RefSeq and is a predicted model, not a curated record. NCBI's taxonomy places the organism in Eukaryota, Viridiplantae, Streptophyta, Magnoliopsida, Malvales, Malvaceae. The transcript has a single exon. Bases 2 to 322 code for a protein of 106 amino acids.